AUGCCACGUCUGUACCUGAAGCGUGUUGUUAUAGUGGGAGGUGCCGUCCUACUCACCUGCCUGCUGGUUGUGGUGCGGGAGUAUCACCGACGCACUCGACCCUCCUACAGAGGUGUGCCUGAUGUAGACCCAAAGUUGUGGAAACUUCUACUCCAUGAUGAGACCACACAGGUUUGUUUGUUUGUUUGUUUGUUUGUUUGUUUGAUUCACAUGGGUGGUCUUUUUCUUCUCUUCAGUGUUCACCAGCUGCCGACCCCUCGUCCGGCUCACCGGGUACAUGUCAAGCAGCUCCCGCCUCUCUCCAUAAACAUUGGCUGGAGUUUGGAGAGAGUUGAGGAGGCUUUCUUCAGCUAUUUAGAAAACAAAGAUGUCCGCUGUGACAAAGAUGUCCGAGUAGGCAACUGGCAUGAUGGCGGCUGGAAUGUGUGCCUGUCUCCGCCAUACGACCUCAAACAGCCGUGUGUGGUGUUUUCUUUUGGGAUUGGCUAUGACUGGCAGUUUGAUGAUAGUGUCACUGGUAAUUAUGGCUGUCAAGUGAUGGCCUUUGACCCCAGCAUGAAGGAGCAGGAAGUCCCCCACAACACUAUGAUUCAGUUCCGCAGGAUUGGUUUGGCAGCCACUAAUGGAAUUGGCAAAAAGGGUUGGAAGCUGAAAACGUUACGGCAACACUUUCAAGACGAGGGAUUUUUGGAGGUUCCUAUCGACUAUCUGAAAAUCGACAUUGAGUACAUGGAAUGGGAGAGCCUGAGACAAGCACUCACUGACGGCUCCCUCAAGCUGGUCAAACAACUAGGCUUUGAAAUACACACGCCAGAAAUGUUUCACAGUCUGAAGGCAGCAAACGAGACUUUGCUGCGAGAUCCAAUGAAGGAAAAACUAGACUUUGUGCACAUGUUCGAGACACUGCGUCAGAUUGAGAUCAUGGGCUUCAGGAAGUUUAACUACAGAAAAAAUCCAUUUGGGCUCUACACCUCCGUGUACACUAAGAAGGAACGCUCCUAUUGCUAUGAGCUGCAUUAUAUCAACACAGACUUCCUGCAGGACAACAAUACGCUCAUCCACUACAGUGAUUCCAAGCUGUUUCACAGGUAG
Messenger RNA from Candidula unifasciata, 1092 nucleotides. NCBI's taxonomy places the organism in Eukaryota, Metazoa, Mollusca, Gastropoda, Stylommatophora, Geomitridae. The record is from the annotation of a GenBank genome assembly.